Messenger RNA from Paracoccidioides brasiliensis Pb18, 600 nucleotides. RefSeq lists its product as uncharacterized. The transcript has a single exon. The record is from RefSeq and is a predicted model, not a curated record. The coding region runs from base 1 to 600 and encodes 199 amino acids.
AUGAAACUCGCCACCCUUCUGGUCUCCGCUGCGGCCGCUGUGCUCGCGGCACCAAGCUCCUCCCCAGCUGAAGGCAUCGCCGCUCGCCAAAACGACCUCAUUUACCCGCACCGCACAUUCCGCUACUGGGUCCAAACCGGCGCCCUCAAGGAGGACCCGCAGGACCAGCUCCUCGUCGUGAAAAACGGGAUAGCCGCCGACGAGACCACCACAAUUGUCACUUUCGAAGUCUCACCGGAACUCAAAGGCCGCCGCUGCAAACUCCUGUUCGAUCUGUGGCCGCGAGAUGUCUCCACAGGCUCCAAGCAGGCGGACGUUUUCACCGUCAUCAAUCCGCCAACGCAUGAUUUCUCUGCGGAAACUGUCUCCAAAUGGAGGCCGGCUGCCCUUGCGGAGACUCAGCGGAGCCGCGAUAUCCACCAGGGCCGUAUUUCGGUUAAUGUACCGGGAAGCGCGGUCUGGAUUCAGUCGUUCCAAGGAUAUCCUGAGUUCGACUGCCCUGCUGGCAAGCUGUUCGCGCUUGAGUAUGUUGGCGUCAAUGAUGAGGUUGCUAUCCGCUGGGAUAUUGGGGUGACUGGGCCUAGAAUUGCUCCUAUGUAA